This is a messenger RNA of Dicentrarchus labrax (European seabass), 1772 nucleotides long. RefSeq names its product cathepsin Z (gene ctsz). The transcript has 6 exons. Lineage: Eukaryota; Metazoa; Chordata; Actinopteri; Moronidae. The coding region runs from base 137 to 1051 and encodes 304 amino acids. Gene Ontology annotation, molecular function: cysteine-type endopeptidase activity. The record is from RefSeq and is a predicted model, not a curated record. Gene Ontology annotation, cellular component: lysosome.
GGUCACAUGACUGCAGCCUCAGUAGCACCGGUUUAUCAGCUCUCACCCACAGACACAGCAGUUCUCUCUCUGAUAACGACACCGACCUUCCCUUCGUCCUCUUCCCGCUCUCCUAGCUCUGUUCUCGGGGGUUCAGAUGGCUCGGACCCCGCUGGUCGUCGUGCUGCUCUCAGCGCUGCUGUGUGCUGUGUCCGCCGGGGUCUUCUUCAACCAGAAGCAGCCCUGCUAUGUCCGCACACCGAGGAGAAACAACGACUUUGGGCUAAAGACCGCUCCUCGUCCUCAUGAGUAUUUAAACAUUAAUGAUCUGCCCAAAUCGUGGGACUGGAGGAACAUCGACGGCACCAACUAUGUGAGCACGACCCGCAACCAGCACAUACCCCAGUACUGUGGCUCCUGCUGGGCCCAUGGCAGCACCAGUGCAAUGGCAGAUCGUAUCAACAUUAAGAGGAAAGGAGCGUGGCCGUCUGCCUAUCUCUCUGUCCAGAACGUGAUCGACUGUGGUGAUGCUGGCUCUUGCCAUGGUGGGGAUCACAGCGGUGUGUGGGAGUACGCAAACAAACACGGGAUCCCAGAUGAGACCUGCAACAACUACCAGGCUAAAGACCAGAAGUGCAAACCUUUCAACGAAUGUGGCACCUGCACCACCUUUGGAGUGUGCAAUAUUGUAAAGAACUACACGCUGUGGAAAGUGGGAGAUUUCGGAGCUGUCAGCGGGAGGGAGAAGAUGAUGGCGGAAAUCUACGCCAGAGGACCGAUCAGCUGUGGGAUUAUGGCCACAGACACGCUGGAUGCCUACACCGGAGGUCUCUACUCAGAAUAUCAGGAGAAUCCUUUCAUCAACCACAUCGUGUCUGUGGCAGGAUGGGGAGUGGAGAACGGAGUUGAAUACUGGAUUGUACGCAACUCCUGGGGAGAGCCAUGGGGUGAGAAGGGCUGGCUCAGGAUCGUGACCAGUGCCUAUAAAGGAGGAAGUGGCAGCACAUACAACCUGGCGCUGGAGGAGGACUGCAUGUACGGAGACCCAAUUGUCCCCAAGGGCUACCUGUAGAGGAGACCAACGCGCACUGCACACUCUCCUAGUCUUCCUGACUCGGGCGGAGGGAAAAAGCUUUUUUUAUGCAAAAUGUUGAUAAGGGAAGUUUAGAUUUUUUUCUUUAAAGAGAUCUUUUUAAUCAUUUUUUUACAAUUUUGAUCAGGAAGUCACAUUUCAGUGCCACAGUCUUCCAGCUGGAUAUCAGACCUGCUUGAAUCAAUGCAGAGUUUCUGAUUUUAACUACAGUGAGGUCUGCCAUCAGUCUGAAACAUAUACAUUAAAGGGGGAGGAGGAGGGAAAUAUAUCAGUACGAUUAAUUUGUGUGCUCUAGCUAAAUGAAAGCAUGCUGAAUAUAGACUAUAAACCAUUAUAGACUCUGAGAAGGUGCAAGAAAUUCUUCAGUUUACAUUAAGGGGACAUAGGUGGCUUUUUGUAGUUUGGAUUUUUCAAUGCAUGAUGAUUCAGCCAAAGAACAAAGUGUUUAUAAUUUGUCCUGCACUGCUUCGACACUGAAUGUCUUCAGUGCGUGGUGUUAAUGUAUUGAUGAUGUUGCACUACGCUCUGAUAUAGGAGUUGUACACACAAACAUCUACUUUAAGUGUGCCUUACAUGAACUUGCAGUAAAGAGUUAUGCAAUUUGUUUUCCACAGUACAAUCGACACAUAAGAAAUUCAGAAGAAAUUGCAACCUUGGUUUUGUUUCAAACUUUGCCAAUAAACACAACACUGAACAGUGA